Molecule: messenger RNA, 1844 nt
Organism: Lethenteron reissneri (Far Eastern brook lamprey)
Lineage: Eukaryota; Metazoa; Chordata; Hyperoartia; Petromyzontiformes; Petromyzontidae
Product: cyclin-dependent kinase 2-interacting protein-like
Source: RefSeq, a predicted model, not a curated record
AAUUGAUAGCCCAACGAAGUGGCCCAACAUCAUUUGGACAUUUCAUAGCAGCAACUUGAUCAGAAAAGUCGCCUCAGAGCGGCAGGCAAGUUGAUUGCGUCACAUCGAUCGCUUCUGUGCGUGCGGCUGUUCACAGCGCGGGUGACGUCAUCCGUCACUUCUGGAGCUGCGAAGUUACUUAGUUUAUGACGUCAUCGAUAGUUUGUAUUAUAAAAACUUACGCGCGUGACGUCAUCAACAGCUUCUGUCUGACAGCGGCAGAAGUCGCUGCGCGCGUGACGUCACCAUCGCUCACGUGUUUCCGCCAAGCAGCAAACAGAAGCCCCUGCUGCUGAGCACGCGUUUCCCGCACUGCAAUCGAUUCUCGUACAGCAAUCGUGGGUUAAGAUAAUCGAUUAUUAGUCGCCGAGAUAAUCGAUUGUUAGUCGGUGAGAUAAUCGAUUGUUAGUCGGUGAGUAAAUAGUUUACCAAGAGGCAACGGUGCGUGUCGCUACGGCUGAUAAACAAACCGGUGAGACGAAGAAUCGAUUAGUUUAAUAACACAAUCUAGAAUCGGAAUCGUUACAUCUCUCACUCCGCUAUGCCAGAUUAGAGGGUUUUUUUCUCUCUCUUCCCCUCCAGGUCGCCUCGGCGUUGUCGCUGAUUGCCCGCGAGGACUCCGCGCGCUCGUUUCGAACGGGAAGGGCCGCGAAGAAAAACCUCCCCAGCUUCAGUCGCCAAGCAUCUUCCUUUCGUGCACAGCGCGAAGGGGAGGGUCCGGCAAUGGCCUCCCCCUCGUCGUCGUCCCCGGCCGCGAGCCCCAGCGGCAGGAAGGUGCGGGACGUGGCCGCCGACUGGCACAACGCCGUCGCCAAGUGGGACCGCCUGGUCGUCGAGUCGGGCUUGGCCCUCGCCUCCAGGGUGGCCAACUCCCGCCUCGCGUCGCCGAAGGAGGGCAAUUCUGCGCCGACUGCGGAAGCAUCGGCCGCGGAAUCAGCACGAUACCAGGAACUGGAGAGAGACUGCAACCAACUCGUGGAGGUGUGGGAGAAGUUGAGGGGACUGCUGCAAACGAUGGAGAAGCUGACGUCGACGCUGCAGGCCGUGUGCGACCUGGAGUGGUACCAGAACAAGCAAGCGUGGAGGCCAACUCCGCUCUUCCGUUCCUGGCCGACAACAACCUUCCACGAGGUGUCGGCCCAGCUGCAGGCGCAGUACAGCGAGGAGCUGCGGCUGAGGCGCGUGCUGGUGGCGGAGAUGGCGCAUGCCCCGUCGCCCAGCCUCUCCAUGGUCUACCUGUCGGCGUGGCUGCACCAGCCGUACGUCACCGACGCCGCAAAGCUCGCGCUGGAGGCCAUGCUGACGGAGACGGGGCACCGGGACAUUCUGUGAGGGCCUUGCUCCGUCCCCGCCACGGCCAAUCCCACUCGGAUCUGUGACUCGCUUGGGAUCUACGGAUUUAAUGCGCCCCACAAAUGUUAGUUGCUAUUGCAAAGGCGACUGCGUAGGUUGUUUUUGCAGCACUGCCCGAAGCGUUUGCAGGCUGUGCCGCCUGACCUUCGGAUUGAAGUCCGACGUUUCGCUGCACGUGCCGGGAGCUUCUUCAGGAAGUGAAGUUUCACUCCACGUGUGGGGAGCUUUUUCAUGAACUCUUAAGACUGGAACUCGUUGCUUGUGCACUCCACGAGUGUGUUAGGGAUUCUCAAGACAAAUCCGAAUUGUCAUCUUUUCACGACGCCCCUUCCAGAAUGAUUGUUUUUUCAUGGAUCGUUUCACCUUGUGGUUUUAUAACGUGUCCGCAUGGUGUAUCGUUACAUUCUGCAUUGAACUCUAUUCAUGCUUGCCAAUAAAUACUGUACACCCAC